Messenger RNA from Pygocentrus nattereri (red-bellied piranha), 2097 nucleotides. It is a transcript of the gene arsa, whose product is annotated as arylsulfatase A. The record is from RefSeq and is a predicted model, not a curated record. NCBI's taxonomy places the organism in Eukaryota, Metazoa, Chordata, Actinopteri, Characiformes, Serrasalmidae. The coding region runs from base 275 to 1792 and encodes 505 amino acids. Gene Ontology annotation, molecular function: arylsulfatase activity. The transcript has 8 exons.
ACGUGACUGUAACGAGGAAAUAACUUUGAUAUUUAUUGUACAUGGCUGUAAAUAAUCUCAUAAUGUAAUUUAUGGAAACUUGAUCAGUCCAGAGUUCAUUUAGUGCUGAUGAAAGCUUUACAAUGCAUUAGACUCGGCAGUCAGAGCGCAGUAGCGUUACUCGCAGUGCUUCUCGCUUUCGGCCAAGCGUGUAGCCUGUGUCUCAGUUCAUGAGGCGCUCCUGUAGUUUUACACUUUAUAACCUGGACAUUCAAGGAGCUUCUCUGGUCAGAACAUGGAGUGGGUGACUGCAGCUCUGCUGGCGCUUCUGGUCCCGGACUGCCUGGCUGCGACUCGGCCGAACUUCGUCCUUCUAUUUGCGGAUGAUUUAGGAUACGGAGACCUGGGAUUUAGCGGACACCCCAGCUCACUGACCCCUAAUUUGGACCGAUUGGCCGCAAACGGGCUGCGCUUCACCGACUUUUACGUCACGAGCCCCGUAUGCAGCCCCUCCAGAGCUUCCCUCUUGACGGGUCGUUAUCAGACACGCUCUGGGAUCUAUCCAGGUGUGCUCUACCCGGGCUCACGUGGUGGGCUCCCACUGAACGAGACCACCAUUGCAGAGGUCCUAAAGCCAUUGGGUUAUGCCACAGCCAUAAUGGGGAAAUGGCAUCUUGGGUAUGGAGCAAAUGGCACUUACCUGCCCACAAGACAAGGCUUUGACCACUACCUUGGCAUCCCAUACUCUCAUGACAUGGGUCCCUGUCAGAAUCUGACGUGCUUCCCUCCUGAUGUGAAGUGUUUUGGCUACUGUGAUCAAGGUGUGGUAACAGUGCCUCUGAUGUCCUUGGACACCAUCAUACAGCAGCCUGUAGAUUUUGUAAAUCUGGACGAUGCUUACAGAGAUUUUGCCACUCGGUUCAUUCGCACAGCAGCUGAGGCACAGCAGCCCUUCUUCCUCUAUUAUCCGUCUCAUCACACUCACUACCCGCAGUUUGCGGGGUGGAAGUCUGUGGGUAGGUCUCUCAGAGGGCCAUUUGGGGAUUCCCUGCUGGAGUUUGAUUCUACUAUAGGAGACAUUCUACAGACCCUGGAUGAAACUGGUGUCCUCAAAAACACACUCGUCUUCUUCACAUCUGACAAUGGGCCAGAGCUUAUGCGAAUGUCUCGUGGAGGAAAUUCGGGGUUGCUGAAGUGUGGUAAAGGCACCACAUAUGAAGGAGGAAUGAGGGAACCUGCCAUUGCAUACUGGCCUGGAGUCAUAAAGCCAGGCGUUACUCAUAGCCUGUCCAGUACUCUGGACAUCCUGCCUACCUUUGCCAAACUGGCUGGAGCUCCACUGCCCAAAGUUCAACUGGAUGGUGUGGAAAUGACUGAUAUUUUGUUCAACCAUGGACCAGGAAAGAGGGAAGCUAUGUUUUUCUACCCAACUGACCCUAGUGAGAAGUAUAGUGUGUUUGCAGUGAGAUGGGGAAAAUACAAAGCUCACUAUUACACACGGGGAGCAACGCACAGUGGCACCACUCCAGACAAGGACUGCAGUGUGUUUGCUUUUUUGCGGCAGCAUGACCCUCCUCUUCUGUUUGACUUGGAGUCAGACCCUUCUGAGAACUAUAACCUGACACUGAAAAAUUUCCCGGAGUGGGCCACAGUGCAGAAUAAGAUCCAGGACCUAAAGGCUGCAUUUGAGGCUUCAAUGGAGUUUGGGGAGAGCGAGAUUGGUAAAGGAACAGACCCUACGCUGGAGCCCUGCUGUAACCCAGAGUGUUCACCUAAACCUAAAUGCUGCCAGUGUGGGACAGUGGGGUACUAACAGCUUUUUUAUUUUACUCAGUACUGUGAAUGUUUUUCUGCUGUGGUCUUUGGUCUGCACAGAAGCCCUCAGGCCUCUUUUACAAGGGAAACAGACGAGAGACACCUUUAUAUCUUGCAAUCACUGCCUCACACAUCUCCCAUUUGCAAUCAGCAGAAACCCUGGUGAUCAAAUUACCCAGGUUUUAGAUUUAUUCGGAUCUAACAGUGGAUGUAAUUAUUUUUUUAAAUUAUGGAAAUUAAUCUGUAACAAUAACACCUCAAUUUGUAAUUAUAUAAUAAAAUAUGAUCUCUGUUUCAGCCAUA